AUGGCCGGUAGGAUGUCGACUGGCGGUAUCGCACUAGUCCUGGCCUUGACACCUCAUCGGUUCUCUGGACUAAACAUCAUCGGUCUCGUCAUCUUCCUUAUGGACCUCGUCUUUUUCACAUUUAUCACCAUAGCACUGUGUCUGCGCUUCAUCUUGUACAGACAUACGCUGUCUAAGUCGAUGACACACCCAUCUGAGGCCCUGUUCAUCUCCACCUUCUUCCUUUCGAUCGCCGCAAUGCUCUCCAAUGUCCAAGAGUACGGCGAGAUCUUCUUGGGCGACAACGACAAGCGUAGGCUUUACGUCUUCCUCCGCGUGGCAUUUUGGGCCUACCUGGCUGUGACUUUCCUCUUGUCGGUGGUGCAGUACCACCUCCUAUUCACAGUCAAGGUUGAGAGGCGACUCUCCACCUCAACCAUGACACCAGCAUGGAUUUUACCAAUCUUCCCAAUCAUGCUAGCAGGGACAUUGGCUGGCUUCUUUUCGCCCACUCAAUCACCAGAGCAGGCCUUGUCCAUGAUUUCGGCUGGUCUAGCCGCUCAGGGGCUGGGUAUGCUUGUGUCCGUCUUCAUGUACGCGACAUAUCUGUCACGUCUCAUAUCAUUCGGCCUACCCAUCCAACGGCCUGGUAUGUUCAUCGCUGUCGGCCCACCAAGCUUCACAUGCGCAGCAUUGGUUGCGAUGGCUUCUGAUGUUCCGCGAAUCGUUGGAGCGGCCACCGGUUCAGAUGCACCAGUCCUCACCAGUCUUGCCAGCCCGGCCAUCGUCGCCGACGGAGUCAAAGUGGCCGCCAUCUACGUGUCCAUCUUCCUCUGGGGCCUCGCCUUCUGGUUCUUCAUCUCGGCCGUGGCCGCCGUCUUCGCUGGCAUGCCCGACCGGCGUUUCCACCUCAGCUGGUGGAGCUUCGUGUUCCCCAACGUGGGAUUCACCAUCGCCUGCAUCCGCAUGGGCGUCGCGCUGCAGAACGACGGCAUCCUGUGGCUCAGCAGCGCCAUGACUAUCACGCUGUUCAUCGUCUGGGCCUUUGUGGCGUUCCGCUGCGUGAGAGCGGUGAUCAAAAGAGAGAUCGUCUGGCCGGGCCAUGACGAGGAUUCAGACUAA
This is a messenger RNA of Phaeoacremonium minimum UCRPA7, 1101 nucleotides long. Its product is annotated as putative c4-dicarboxylate transporter malic acid transport protein. The record is from RefSeq and is a predicted model, not a curated record. Gene Ontology annotation, molecular function: malate transmembrane transporter activity. The coding region runs from base 1 to 1101 and encodes 366 amino acids. Gene Ontology annotation, biological process: malate transmembrane transport. The transcript has a single exon. Gene Ontology annotation, cellular component: membrane. Lineage: Eukaryota; Fungi; Ascomycota; Sordariomycetes; Togniniales; Togniniaceae.